Molecule: messenger RNA, 3321 nt
Organism: Venustampulla echinocandica
Lineage: Eukaryota; Fungi; Ascomycota; Leotiomycetes; Helotiales; Pleuroascaceae
Exons: 1
Coding region: 1-3321 (1106 amino acids)
Molecular function (GO): protein binding; ATP hydrolysis activity
Source: RefSeq, a predicted model, not a curated record
AUGCGUCUACUAUACUAUGACAACGAUGGCAAGCUCAGCCUGGCCGAGUUCUUUGAGAGCAAUAUACCCAAGUAUGCUAUACUUUCGCACAGAUGGGGAGCGGAGGAGGUCAUUUUCAAGGAUCUGAUGGAUAGUACAAGCCAGAAAAAGGCUGGCUAUAGCAAGAUAGACUUCUGUGGAGAACAGGCGAGGCGCGACGGUUUACAAUACUUUUGGGUGGACACUUGCUGUAUCGAUAAAUCGAAUAGCACUGAACUCGCAGAGGCUAUUAACUCGAUGUUUCGCUGGUACCAGGAUGCGACCAAGUGCUACGUUUAUUUGCCAGAUGUUUCGCGAUCUCGCUCCGAUUCGGCCGACGGGUUCAACGAGCCCUGGGAAUUGACAUUUCGGAGAAGCGAAUGGUUUACUCGAGGCUGGACUCUACAAGAGCUUAUUGCGCCGGCAUCAGUUGAGUUCUUCUCGAAAGAAGGGGAGCUAUUAGGUAAUAAGAUAUCCUUAGAAGGAUAUAUCUGCGAGGCAACGGAAAUUCCGGUCAAGGCCCUUCGAGGAAGCCCGUUACGUGAUUUCAGCUUCGCUGAGCGAAUGUCGUGGGCAGCAAAUCGUGAGACUUUUCGCCAGGAAGACAAGGCGUACUCGCUACUGGGCAUUUUUGGCGUCUCUAUGCCACUCAUCUACGGCGAAGGGAAGGACGAAGCAUUUGAUAGGCUUGAAGAGGAGCUUCAUAAACGUGAAAGGAAGCGGAAUCGCGGAAACCUAUCGACUCUUUCGCCGCUUACUUCAGGUUCCACUAAACGAUUGAAGACUCUACACUGCCAGUCGUCUGUUCCUUCUUCUCGCAACUCGAAUUCUCUUAAUCCUGAAACGCCAAUCUAUUUUGAAGACUCUGUGCAUAAUAUCGACGCCACCACGAAACAGUCGCUGAUAGACCAGCUCUACUUCACAAAAAUCGACGAGCGCCUGACAAGUCUAACAGCCGCUCAAGGAACAACCUGCCGCUGGUUCCUCACCAAACCCGAAUACACAUCCUGGAACGACGUGGCGCAACAGUCAGACCACAAUGGCCUCCUUUGGAUCAAAGGCAAUCCUGGCACGGGGAAGUCAACUCUAAUGAAAUUCCUCUUCGAAAAGACCAAGGUCGGCGCAAAAGGCGAUCCCUCACCAAUCACGCUCUCGUUCUUCUUCCUCGCGCGGGGCACGGUCGAGGAGAAGUCGACAAAGGGUCUUUACCGCUCCCUUCUCCACCAGCUGUUCGAGAAGGCGGUGGAGUUAAGAGAUAGUUUAGAGUGGAUGACAGCCGAUGGUGCGAGGGGCAUCCAGCGGAAUGGAUGGCAUGAGGAGGCGUUAAAGCAGACAUUGGCACAUGCUAUUCAGAAGCUUGGGAGUCGGUCAUUGACGAUAUUUGUUGAUGCGCUAGAUGAGUGCGACCAGAGCCAGGUUACGGAUAUGCUUUCUUUUUUUGAGGAUUUAUGCGAUCGCGCGAGAGAAACGCAGGUUCAGCUGCAAAUAUGUUUCUCGAGUCGGCAAUAUCCGACGGUCGUUAUCCAGAAGGGCGUCGAAGUCACCCUCGAUGGUCAAACCGGGCAUAUGGAAGAUAUCAAACAAUAUAUCAAAUCGAAACUCAGGCUAGGCAAGUCAAAGCAAGCCGAGUCACUUGGGUCCGAAAUCUUCGAGAAAUCUUCCGGUAUUUUCCUCUGGGUCGUCUUGGUUCUUGAUAUUCUCAACGCUAAAUAUCCUGGCAAUUCUAUUUCAAUCAAGAAAAUCCGUGAGCGUCUUAAGGAAAUCCCGCCCAAACUGGCCGACUUAUUUGAGAUGAUCCUUACACGAGACGGAGAAAACCUUGAACAAUUGCAAGUCUGUCUUAGAUGGGUCCUUUUCGCGACUCGUCCACUUAAGCCACAAGAGCUCUACUUCGCUAUCCAGCUUACUCUCGACAAAAAAUACUCGAGUUGUUGGGAUCAAGAAGAUAUAGAUUUAGACCAAAUGAAAACUUUCGUCAGAAAUUCUUCUAAAGGCUUGGCCGAAGUCACGCGGAAGGCCUCCGAGGUCCAGUUUAUCCACGAAUCUGUUCGAGACUUCCUACUAGGUAAAUAUGAGGACCAAUGGUCUGGGGCUUCCGGCAAUUUCGUGGGGCAUAGCCACGAAAAUUUGAGAAAUUGUUGCUUGGCUCAAUUGAAUACUUUAAUCGAGAAAGACGUCGAUAUACCGGACCCUCUACCGCAGUCGACGUCCGAGACAAAAGAAAUGCGAGAUGUUAUUAGGAUGAAGUUUCCGUUCUUCGAAUAUUCGGUUAUCAAUAUUCUUUCACACUCUAAUAGCGCUCAGCAGAAUGGGGUAGACCAAGCGGGCUUUUUUUCGGAUUUUCCUCUUCCACGAUGGAUAUGGCUCAAUAAUGCUCUCGAAAAAGACAAAGUUCGGCGAUAUACAAUGUCAGUUAGUAUGCUUUAUCUUCUUGCGGAGAAGAACUUGGCAGACCUUAUACGAGUUCAUCCUGAGAGGAAAUCCUGCUUCAAUAUCGAGGAUGAGCGUUAUGGACUGCCUUUUUUUGCGGCGCUUGCUACUAAAAGUAGUAAAGCUAUCUGCAGUUUUUUAGAUAUCCAAGCAGAAACCCAGCCUUCGAAGUCUCCGCUUUAUAACCUAUGCAAACAGUACUGCCAGGAUAGAAACAAGUGGGCCAACUUCGGACGCAGCUUCUGUUUUUCACAGCGGAAGAGUGUUCCCUCUUAUGCUGCAGAGUAUGGCGACGAGAUACUACUUUCUUUGCUGAUUGAGUUAGGAGGAUAUAUGCCGAAUAGUAAAGACAAGAACGGCUGGACGCCCCUCUACUGGGCCUCAAGGAACGGGCACGUCGAGGUAGUCAAGCUGCUACUCGAGAAGGGGGCCGAUCUAAACGCGGCUACCAAGAGUGGAGAGACGCCCUUCCACCAAGCUUCAGGGAGCGGACACGUCGAGGUGGUCAAGCUGCUACUCGAGAAGGAAGCUAAUCCAGCCGCGGCUGACGAUGGCGGAUGGACGCCCCUCUACCGGGCCUCAGGGAAGGGGCAUGUCGAGGUAGUCAAGCUGCUGCUCGAGAAGGGUGCCGAUCUAGUCGCAGCUGACAGGGGCAGAUGGACGGCCCUCUACUUGGCCUCAGAGAACGGGCACGUCGAGGUAGUCAAGCUGCUGCUCGGGAAGGGUGCCUAUCUAACUGCGGCUAACGGGGGCGGAUGGACGGCUCUCUACCAGGCUUCAAGGAGCGGGCACGUCGAGGUAGUCAAGCUACUGCUCGAGAAAGGGGCUGAUCCAGCUAUAGCUGACGUAGACGGAAGGACACCUCUAUACUAA